This is a messenger RNA of Thlaspi arvense, 441 nucleotides long. Lineage: Eukaryota; Viridiplantae; Streptophyta; Magnoliopsida; Brassicales; Brassicaceae. The record is from the annotation of a GenBank genome assembly.
AUGGCGGUUUAUCUUCCGAACUCGUUUCUCCAGAUUAAUCCAUGUGUUCCUUCUCUGCUAAUUAGAAAGCCGGUUAUGGCGGCGGCGAUUGGCGCGAAAGGAGGGAAAAAGCCGGCGGGAAGCAAUCCGGUGGUUCAGAUAACGUGCAGGAAGAAGGAUUUGCACCCUGAGUUCCACGAGGACGCGAAGGUUUACUGCAACGGAGAGCUGGUGAUGACGACGGGAGGGACUAAGAAAGAGUACGUCGUCGAUGUUUGGUCCGGUAACCAUCCGUUCUACCUCGGGAAUCGAUCGGCGUUGAUGGUGGACGCCGAUCAAGUGGAGAAGUUCCGUAAGAGGUUCGCGGGGCUCUCUGAGAUUAUGGAGAUUCCGGUGCUUAAAGGAGAAAUCGUCUUGCCAACGAAGAAAAGUAAGGGUGCAGGAAAAGGGAAGAAGAAAUGA